This is a messenger RNA of Manduca sexta (tobacco hornworm), 3690 nucleotides long. RefSeq names its product sorbin and SH3 domain-containing protein 1 (gene CAP). Gene Ontology annotation, molecular function: protein binding. NCBI's taxonomy places the organism in Eukaryota, Metazoa, Arthropoda, Insecta, Lepidoptera, Sphingidae. The record is from RefSeq and is a predicted model, not a curated record.
CAGAGCAAGCCAGGAAGUGUACAAAACCAACCAGGCAGAAUUGAAGAUUACGUACCGGGAAGAUCCUCUGUUGUCGAUAAAGAAGCAAAACAGUGGUGGGACGAGGUCAUGGACAUAUUUGACGGGCAAAACAUAUCAAGCACAACGUCGUUGCCGCAAGCUUCGCCGAAGGAAAAGAAAGACAUCACGUCUACUAUACUGUCGAAGUCGAACAUGGCGAAAGCGUUAAAAGAGUCUGGGUACGAAUCUGACUCGACGCUGAUCUUUCGACGUCGCGAGGAGACAGACGCGCCUCUGUCCCCCGCAGAGAGACGAGCCGCGUACAGAGACCUGCAGGCAGGAGGUGAACCGCCCAUACGAGGGUUCCGGUCACCCGCGCCAAUCCCCCCGUCGUUACGUGGAGAGCGACGUGAACAUCCACUACAGAUGUCCGGUGCGGCACGACCCGCUGCCGUUGGUGCCGGAGCGGGAGCUGGCGCGACAGCAGGCCGAGCACAUGAAGAGGCUGUACAGAGAACAAAGGCGGAACAAAUACUUACAGGAGAGAGAAAUUCAUGCAGUGGAUAUAGAUGCGUUUGACGCGUCAAUGAAGGAACUGCAGGAUAUGCAAAACCGUCGACAUCAGGACAACUUCACGCCAUCACAGAAGACCGUGGUACCUCUCAACAGAUACGAUGAAGCGGACAAAGUAAUAGCAAAGGCUUUAUACACGUUCACCGGACAGACAGCAAGGGAACUCAGUUUCAGGAAAGGAGAUAUCAUCCAUGUCAGGCGGCAGAUCGACUCCAAUUGGUAUGAAGGCGAAGUUCACGGGAAGAUUGGACUUUUUCCAUACAAUUAUGUUGAGAUCCAAAAAGGUGACACAGUCCAAACUCCGAAAAAGCCGGCAAUCGUCGAAGGUAGAGCUCGAGCCAAAUUCGAUUUCACCGCUCAAACGAAUUUAGAGCUUCCUCUGAAGAAAGGCGAAGUUGUUGUACUGACCAGGCGCAUAGAUCAGAACUGGUGGGAAGGCAGAAAUGGCGCGAAAACAGGCAUAUUCCCGGAUAGUUACGUCACAAUUUUACAAGAGCCAAGUCCGAGUAAACCUGAACUAAAGCCGAUCCUGAGCACGGACAAGCCGGCGGCGUCCCCGGCAGCGCACGGGCUCCUCAACGGCUCCGACAAGCGCAGCAUGGGCGCGCACGCGUACACGCCGCAGCACAACAGCGCCGCGCUCGCCAACGCGCCGCCCGCCACCGCGCCGCUGCCCGGUUACGUGUCGAAGCCCGCGCAGGCCAUGACCCCGUCGGAGCGCGGGUACGGGCCGCCCUCCGGCGCCGGCGUCGAUCUCAACAACACCGAGCCGCUCUAUGUCGACACCAACGCUGAGGCUGUGCCAUAUCGCGCGAUGUACAAGUACCGUCCGCAGAAUCCGGACGAGUUGGAGUUGUCGGAGGGCGACACGGUGUACGUGCUCGAGAAGUGCGACGACGGUUGGUACGUCGGCUCCAGCCAACGCACCGGACGCUUCGGGACCUUCCCCGGUAAUUACGUGGAGCGCAUCUGAUAGCGCUCGCCGUCGCUGCUGCGCCGACUGCGCCGCGCCACGCUCUGCACGCGCCGCCGUCGCUGAGCACGAUCACGCGCUCGCGCACGCACAUACGCACACCACACGACCACUGCCCAACUAACGAUAAAACUUUGCCAGUGAGUAGCCUACCGAUACUUCUAUACUUUUGUAAAAAAAUAUCUGAAUAAACAUUUCCUAUGAUUACGCCAAUGUUCGAUGUUCAAAUAUAACUAUUUAACGGUUUUCGAAAUUUCGGAAGUAGAAUUUUAUAUAAAAACCGGAAAAGAAAUCCGCUAAGUAAUUUUACUUGAAAUAUAACUAAAAUAUUGUUCAAUCGCAACCAUAUCAGUAUUUAGAUAGCAUGAUUAGUGAAAGUUGCGACAGGCCAGCGCGGCAUCUACGUCUAAUAAAAUUUAUCAACUGGCUGCAAUGGUUAAAUCUAAAGUUUAACGAUAGUUAGCGAAAGUAAUGUACGGCCUACGUCAAUGAUACCAAAAUGUGACCAUGACUUUUAUUAACAAUUUGUAAAAAUAUAUAACCUAUUGUAAACGGCCUCAUUUUAUAACAACAAUGAGAAAUGAAACAUCAGUUUUCUGUAGCUUUGUGUUGACCUCAAUGAUCUUGUUGACCAAAGUACACGCCUGCAUCAAUCAUACUCAUUUAUACAUACGAAAUGUUUAACAAUAGUCAGUAGAUAUCAUUAUAAUCAUCGGUGUACCCUUGUUCACUCGUAUCAAUGUAGUUAUGUACUCACUUGUCGGUGUUACCUAUCCAAAGUUGUGCUGCGUCCCAAAGAAUAUCAUUAUCUGAUAUAUUGUAUAAUUGUAUAAAUAUAUAUGAGAAUGCUUAUAAAUGUAAAAUUAGAUAUAGUUAUUUAUUUAAAACGUAGGUAUGAACAGUUUUCGGCUCGUCUUUUAAAAAUGAUAUUUUAAAAGAAAGCAGCCGGGCACACGGACUAAUAAUAAAUACUAACCAAUUUUCAAUAGUAAUGACGUACAUAUAUAUUCUAGCGGGGUAGGCAAAGAGGGUGGCUGACAUCUAUUUCCGUUUUAGUUAAAAACUUCAAAAAUAAUAACUAAACUAAUAGACACGACUGUAUUUUUUUAUAACAGGAAUGAAAAACCUAAGUAAAAUGUGUUAUGUAAGGUAAACAUUUUCUAUUGUAACUCGUAAUAUGUAAGCUAUAAAAACAGGUACCAUUUAACAAAUAACGUAUUAAUUUAAUUAAAGUGUCAACUACCCUCAUAAAGUAAUUUUACUCUAAAAUCCAUGAAGGGAGCAACAAAACUAGCAUCUCUAACUGAUGGUACGGCCACCCUGCCUACACGUCUCCAUAGCGAGGUUACAUAUCUGCAAAAGUCAAACUUUGGCAUAACACACACAUAUUAGGGGAUAACAAAGUUUUGAUAUUUUGUGAACAUUGGCUACGGCAUCUACCACGUAGUAUAAGGACUUCAAUGUAUGAGUAUUAGUUACCGCGUCAACAGUAAUGUAACCAUAUAUAUGUAGAUGCAUAGAUAAUACUCAGACGACUACGCAGCGGUAUAUAUAGGGCGAGUAAUUUUUGAAAUAACGGUUGACAAUACAAUAUCAUAUGCUUAAUUUAAAAUAAGAUGUAUCGUAAGGGAAUAUGAGUGCUAUUAGUCUGAUGUCAUAGCGUAUUAACCAAUUUUCGGCGUCUGUUGAUUGGUUUUUUAUACUUGUCAUUUGUGAAAAAAAAUCAUUAUUUUAAAAUAUAUCUAGUCAUGAUACAGAAUUUGCAACUAUAUUUUUACAUUGUUGUCUAAAAUGUUCUUCUUUCAUUGUAUCUCUCUGAUGUCAAACGAUUAUACAAUCUUAUACAUAUUAUUCGAUAUAUACAAUGUUUGAUAUUAGUGUAUCUGAAAUUUUAUAUCUAAAUAUUUAUACUUAGAUCGUACCCAGGUGUCGUCCCUCGCCCUAUGUAAGUGCUUGAUUUAUGUAGUAAUAGACAAGCUUUCAUUAUUUUUAACCUAUUUUAUUGUUGUAUUUACUUUUGUUAAUUUAUUUUUAAUGCACAAAUGUUUUAUUUGUUUGUUGACACCUCGACAUAUAAUGAUGUAACAUUUAUAGCUAUUGUUUAAAAAUCAUCACAUUUAAUAAAAUAAUCUUUCUAUUUGAAA